AUGUGUUCAUUGUCUUAUCAUAAACUUAGUGUCCAAGAUAUUCGGGGUCAAGGAUAUGAUGGAGCUAGUAACAUGCAUGGAGAAUGGAAUGGGUUGCAAGCUUUAUUAUUAAAGGAAUGCCCUUAUGCUUAUUACAUACAUUGUUUUGCUCAUCAAUUGCAAUUGGCUCUAGUUGCAGCGUCUAAAGAUGUGACCGACGUACAUAACUUCUUCAAAACUUUAAACUUUAUAGUUAAUGUCAUAACUUCUUCUUCCAAGCGUCAUGAUCAAUUGCAAGAUGCUCAGAUUGCUGAAAUUUCUCAUUUAAUUGAGGUUGAUGAGAUUGAGAGUGGAAAAGGAAAAAAUCAAAUACGAACACUACAAAGACCUGGAGAUACUAGGUGGAGUUCUCAUUUCAAAUCAAUAUGUAGUUUGAUGAGACUUUUUGGUCCAUCUUGUGUAGUGUUGACUGACAUUGCUACAAAAGGUUCUACAUCUUCUCAAAAAGGUGAUGCAAUAUUUGCACUUAAACAUGCAAUGUCAUUUGAUUUUGUCAUUGUUUUGCAUAUGAUGAAAGAUAUAAUGGGGAUAACUGACAAGCUUUGCCAAUCUUUACAACAAAAAUCUAUAGAUAUUAUUAAUGCAUUGGCCUUGGUUUCCACAACAAAAAUAUUGCUUCAAAAACUAAGAGAUGAAGGUUGGCAAUCACUUUUGGAUCAAGUGGUUUGUUUUUGUAAAAGAAGUGACAUUUUGGUCCCUGAUAUGAAUGAGACCUACAAACAUGUAAUUCGGACACGGCGUGAUAAAGACAAUAUCAUUAUAGAGCAUCACUACCGAGUUGAAUUGUUUAUUGCUGUUAUUGCCAGUCAGUUACAAGAGUUGAAUUCUAGAUUUAAUAAGUCUGUAACAGAGCUUCUCCGUCUCAGUGUUGCACUAGAUCCAAAAAAGUCCUUGAAUGUUGAAGAUAUAUGUAAAUUGGCAACAACUUAUUAUCCUUUGGACUUUAUAGAGCAAGAAAUUCAUUUGUUGAAACUUGAGUUACGACAUUAUGAGUUAGAUGUGCGCAAUCACCCACAAUUGACAAAUUCUUCUACACUUUCUGAGUUGUGCAUGGGUCUACAUGAAACUAGAAAGGCUGGUACUUAUCCUUUGUUUGACAGAUUGAUUUGCAUUAUAUUGACGCUUCCCGUUUCUACUGCGACAUCUGAAAGAACAUUCUCAGCAAUGAAAAUCAUGAAAACCCGACUUCGGAAUACCAUGAAUGAUGAUUUUCUUAAAAGUUGUAUGCUUAUUAACAUUGAGAGAGAGAGAGAGAGAUUGUUGAAACAUUUUCCACAGAUAAACUUAUAG
Molecule: messenger RNA, 1329 nt
Organism: Lactuca sativa (garden lettuce)
Lineage: Eukaryota; Viridiplantae; Streptophyta; Magnoliopsida; Asterales; Asteraceae
Molecular function (GO): protein dimerization activity
Source: RefSeq, a predicted model, not a curated record